AUGAACGGCAAAGGGCCGUUCCCAGCCCAGCCCCUGUUCCCGGCCCCCCCCGGGUACCCCCCAGCUCUGCCCCUGCUGCAGCCGCCGCCCUGCCCUGAGCCCGCCUACCCUGAGCUCUACCGCCUCAGCUUUGUCCCCCUGGGCGCCGCUGGUGUCCCUCCCGUGUCCCCAGCGUGCCCGGGUGCGUCCCUGUACCUGCCCCUGGCCCCGCCCCUGCCCCUGGGCUCCCCCGUGGCCUUCCUGCCCCUGGGCCAGGUGUACCCGGCAGGACCCGCCCUGCUGCUGGAGGGGGGCGUGGGCAGCACGGCCAGGCUGGGCACAGGUGGCACCGCCGGCAUCCAGGUGAGUGCAGGUGGAUCUGUCGGGUUUGGGACAGGUGGGAAGGAUUAGGGCAGGUGGGAGGGUUUGGGACAGGUGGGACUGCCAGGAUCCAGGUGAGUGCAGGUGGAUCUGUGGGGUUUGGGGAUUUGGGUGGGGAGGGACCAGAAGAUCGCCUGGCCCUGGCCAAGGUGAGUCCCAGCCCUCCAGGUGGCUUUGGGCACUUCCAGGUGGGGUUUGGGAUCACGGGUGGCCCUGGGGGGAGCAGGGCAAGGGGGGCCUUGGGCUGCUGACCUCACCUGA
Messenger RNA from Melozone crissalis (California towhee), 621 nucleotides. RefSeq names its product DAZ associated protein 2 (gene DAZAP2). The record is from RefSeq and is a predicted model, not a curated record. Lineage: Eukaryota; Metazoa; Chordata; Aves; Passeriformes; Passerellidae.